UGAAGUAUGAUAAGGGCCAAUGGACCUCUUCCGACGUAUCUUCUUAAGAUGGACCAGGUCCUAGUCACUAAAAAACAAUGUGAAGAUGGCAACAGAGGAAUGAAGAUAAAUGAUAGCCAUUUGUGUGCAUACAAUCAGCGUGGAAUCGGCGCUUGCCAGGGUGACAGCGGCGGUCCACUUGUCUGCAAAAACCGACAGUACGGUAUCACUUCCUGGGUUCUUCCUUGCGCUCGCGGUGUUCCUGAUGCUUACACCAGCGUCUAUCAUCAUUUGGCCUUCAUCCAAAGCUCAUAAAUGAUAUACAGAUUUUGGCACAAUAUGGAGGCACAAUAUGAAUCGAUUUAAUUAUGUCAACUCACCGCGUCAACGUAUCAAAAGAACAGCCCGUUGUGAUAUUCGAGCAAAGCGCAACAAUACAUCGGUUGCAUUUUCAAAAUACAUGAAACUCUUCUGUAUUUGUUCUUCUUCUACUGUGAAUAAAAUAAAUAAUCAGCACUUUUAAAUCUA
Molecule: messenger RNA, 507 nt
Organism: Linepithema humile (Argentine ant)
Lineage: Eukaryota; Metazoa; Arthropoda; Insecta; Hymenoptera; Formicidae
Source: RefSeq, a predicted model, not a curated record